GAGGACCAGGUUCUGGAAAAGGAACACAGUGCGAGAAGAUUGUCCAAAAAUAUGGCUACACCCACUUGUCCACCGGUGAUCUCCUACGAGAAGAGGUCAGCUCCGGCUCGGACAGGGGGAAGAAGCUUUCGGCCAUCAUGGAGAAAGGAGAGUUGGUCCCUCUGGACACUGUCCUUGACAUGCUGAGGGACGCCAUGUUGGCCAAAGCAGACCAGUCCAAGGGCUACCUGAUUGACGGUUAUCCCCGGGAGGUGAACCAAGGCGUGGAAUUUGAGAAGAAGGUAAGAACGUGGUGGUGAAUCAAUCUCUCUCUC
Molecule: messenger RNA, 314 nt
Organism: Notechis scutatus (mainland tiger snake)
Lineage: Eukaryota; Metazoa; Chordata; Lepidosauria; Squamata; Elapidae
Source: RefSeq, a predicted model, not a curated record